Messenger RNA from Gaeumannomyces tritici R3-111a-1, 2378 nucleotides. RefSeq names its product U4/U6 small nuclear ribonucleoprotein Prp3. Gene Ontology annotation, biological process: mRNA splicing, via spliceosome. The record is from RefSeq and is a predicted model, not a curated record. Bases 286 to 1746 code for a protein of 486 amino acids. The transcript has a single exon. Lineage: Eukaryota; Fungi; Ascomycota; Sordariomycetes; Magnaporthales; Magnaporthaceae. Gene Ontology annotation, cellular component: U4/U6 x U5 tri-snRNP complex.
UGGGGUUCAGGCCAAAGGCUUCUUCAUCCUCAAUGCCGUUCCAGCAUCUUCCCUUUGCCUGUUGUAACAAGACGUCCAGCCGAACCAUGCCAGCACUUCAUCGAUAACCACUCCUGCACCUCUCGAUGAACACCCUCCCGCACACCUCUUCACCAAGGCCCUCUUGCCUUGAGUGAGUCGAAGAACACGCCAAUAACCCAUCUUGCCACGCUCACUGGCACGCGCCGCUCCCCAUCCACUUGAAGUCGCGACGACGACAACAACCACGAAAGAUACCCGAACAAUAUGGAUCGGAGCCAUGCCUCGGGCCUAGGGCCGCGCCAUGAUCCGUCAUCCCGAAUUCAGAAGCCUGAGUCGGCUGCCGAUAGACUGGCAGCCCUCAAGGCGAGGGUGGCUGCAGCAGUUGGCAACAGCAAGGCUAAAGGUGGGCUCAACGUUGGGCUGCAUCCGAUGCUGGAAGAACUCAACCAAGCAAGGCCAGCCGGGAAGAUCGCCGACCUGAGGGGCUCGGCGUCGGCGUCAACGGGCCCUGGCAAGGCGCGUGGAACCAAGGAUGGCUCGUGGUCGAAAUCCGGGGCAUCGACAGGCGACGGGCGAAGCAACCCAUAUUUCGAUGCCAGUCUCGCUGGACAGAGCUCCAAACAGAGGGAACCACGGCAUCUGGCUUUCAACCAAAAGGGCAAAUACAUCCAACAAGGAAAUGCGCUACGCCGACAAGCCGCGCUCGAGGCCAUGAAAAAGCGCAUUGCGGAACAGACGCGGAAAGCCGGCAUCGAUGACGAUCUUGACCUUCCGACCACAUUUGCCGAGGCGCCCCCAGAGAUUGAGUGGUGGGACGAGGGUCUGGUGGAUGGGACUAAUUACGAUAGGAUUGAAGACGAGGCUACCCUUCUUAUCAUGACCGAAGAUGGUAUCGUCACCAACCUGGUCCAGCACCCGGUGGCAUUGGAGCCGCCACAAGACAAAAACAUACCGGCUCCAAAACCCAUGUAUCUGACGACCCAGGAGAACAAGAAGCUGCGACGACAGCGACGUGCGGCUGAUCUGAAGGAGAAGCAGGCCAAGGUGCGACUUGGCCUGCUGCCGCCCGAGCCCCCUAAGAUCACGAGAAACAACAUGAUGGUGGUGUUGGCGGAUCAGGCCGUCAAGGACCCCACAGCCGUAGAGGCGCAGGUGAAUAAGGAGAUUGCCAAGCGACACGAGGAUCACCUAAGGGCAAACGAAGAACGCAAGCUCACACGUGAGCAACGACACGACAAGACGGCAGCAAACCAGGAGAAGGACGCCGCCAAAGGUCUUCACCUCAUGGUGUUCAGGAUCAACAGCCUCGCCAACGGGCAACACCGCUAUAAGGUUGCCGUCAACGCGGAACAACAUGCCCUGACGGGUAUCUGCAUCAUGCACCCCAGGUUGAGCCUAGUCAUAGUGGAAGGUGGCUCUUGGGGUAUAUCAAAAUACAAGAAGUUGAUGUUGAACCGCAUCAACUGGACCGAGAACACGCCGCCGCGAGAGAAGGAGGCUACAGGGCGUGGCCCCGCGCGAGACUGGCUGUCUCCCCAGGACGACAAGGGAGCUCUCAAGGAUCUGUCAAGCAACGAGUGUCGACUGAUCUUUGAUGGCGAGGUGAAGAGCAGAGCCUUCCGGAAGUGGGGGAGCAAGGUGUGCGAGACCGACGCCGAGGCUCGUUCUUUGCUAGAAAAGGUCAAGAUGGCAAACUUCUGGACGCUGGCAAAGACUGCAGCAUGAAUCUGUCUCAAUAACGAUCUAUACACACCAAUUGUUCCCUGGCCUCACAGAAACAGCGCGGUGCGGUACAUUGCGCACGGCGCCGGGUCCUCGCUCGUCAAUUUUCAAAGCGGCCUUUUUGCAGGUGCUUGCUGUAACGCCAUUGUCGUCCGGUUCCUCCAUGCGUCGCUCACCAACCUCGCUGGCACGGGGAGCUGGGCACUCUUGGCCCGGCGCGUUUGUUGGUUUCGGCUUCUUGGUAUGUAGUAAUUUUGCUAUCCGCAUAUUCCGCAGAAAACCACUUGUAGUCCUUGAGCCGCCGUGGCUUAUGUACUAGGCUCGUUCUAUCCAUGUUGGCCGCGUCUCGUGUCCAUGGGUAACAGCAGCAGGUAUCACUGGAUAUCCUAGUCGAGCAAGCUAGGUAGCGGGCAAACCCGAGCGAGUCACGACCUGCCUGCCGGCACUCUACAUACUGGGUAGGAUGCAGGCCAUGGGUGGGGCAGGCCAGAAUGCAAGCCCGUCACAUCUGUUGGUGCAUGGUUUAAACCCCUGGGUAUGGUACUGUUGGGUCUAGAGCGAGGAGCAGGUGAUCAGCCCGUCACCCUUACCCAGGCCGUUGGUUGGGCGUGGAGAUUUUCUCUCUCUCUCUCUCU